UUGUUGACAUCUUGUUGAUUGAGGUUAUGAUCAUAAUUGCACGUUGCUUUUAAAAUCAAAAGUUUUAAAUUUAGUGUUUCGUAUUUUAACGAAUACAAACCAAAUAUUCUUAAAGCAAUAAGACGAAGAAAUUAAAAAUUUUAUGUAUCCUCAAGAAAAUCUGGAAUCAGACAUCAUAAAAUACAGGGACGUUCAGUGCUAUAAAGUUUUACGAAAUCUAGAAUGGGUAAAACGAAAGACUAUUUAGGAUUUGUUCCUGCUGGAAAUUUCAAUAUUAUCGCCAGUGGUACAAGUAACGUAUCUUUCGUUACAUUGGAUGGACAAGAAGGAAGAUUCGUGGCAGUUGCGGCAUGUGAACAUGUUGUUAUUUGGGAUAUGAGAAGAGGUGAGAAGGCUCAAGUGUUAAAUGGCGAAAAGACUGCAGUGACAGCGAUAUGUGCUAGUCCAAAUAAACGACAAUUGGCUGUGGGUUAUGCCAAUGGACUUGUUCAAUUAUUCGACCUAAAGUCUGGAGACAUGUUGAAUCCAUACCAAGGCCAUACUUCUGCAAUUACUACUCUAGCCUUUGAUGAAGGAGGUUUCCUGCUAGCAAGUGGCUCACUGGAUACUGAGGUAGUGAUAUGGGAUUUAUAUGAAGAAAAAGGAUUAUGUAGGCUAUCUGGGCACACUGGACCUAUUACCAAGGUAGUUUUCAUGUCAAAAAUGAACGUAGUGAUAACUGCAUCUAAAGAUACUCAUGUCAAGUUUUGGGAUUUAGAUACUAAAUAUUGUUUCAAAACUGUCGUGGGAUUAGGAACAGAGGUUUGGUCUUUAGUACUCAUGAGGGAAGAAAAAUACAUGGUGACAGCAGCGUCAGACCAGACAUUGGGAAUUUGGAAAUUGGUACAGAAAGGUGAAAAUGAUGAAAACGAUAUGAAACAAGAAGAUAACCCUGAAACACAUGAAGACGAUGAUUUGAAGUAUCCGUUGCGAUGCUACAAAAUAGGUACUGUAGCUAGAGCUGGAAUUGGUCGUUCAGUAUUUAUGUGCGCUGAUGCUAGUGGUCAAAUAUUGGCUUGUCAUGGUAAAAAUCAGUUGAUAGAAAUAUUCCAAUUCCUGUCAGAUGAAGAGGCAGAUGCAAAAUUAAAGAAGCGGGUCAAGAGGUUGAGAAAAAGAAGCAGAACAGAAGAUGAAGAAGCGAAGGUUGAACUAACCGAUAAAGACCUAUCAAAAUCAGUGCUUGAUAUUGUGAAACGUUUACAACCUAUCAAAUUGACCGGAAAGCCAAAAUCUACAGACAUAGUAUUGGGAAGAGGAAAUGAGGUCCGAUUGGCAGUUUGUAUGAGGGAUAAUGAAUUAGAAUUACAUGCUAUGAAUUGCGGAAAGGAAGAAAAUGAAGCCAAAUGUUUGAAAAAAAUUUCCUAUCUUCAAGGUCAUCAAAGUGAGGUUAGAGCUGUAGCGUUCAGUAGUGAUAAUCAGCUCAUUGUAUCUGGUAGUGGGGAGUCUAUUAAAUCGUGGAAUAGAUCCACACAAGCCCGUGUCAUGACGCUGGAAACAAGUUCUAUAGUGACAGUGGCGUUUGUUCCUGGAGAUAGAUAUGUAUUAGCAGGAACCAAAAAAGGGGAAAUUCUCAUUGUAGACAUUGCGGCCGGUGAAAUUGUAGAAGACAUUGCAGCUCAUGACAAAGAAGUACGGUCACUUUGUUUGACAUCAGAUUUGCGUGGAGUAGUUUCUGGUGGCAUAGAUAAAGCAGUGAAAUUCUGGCAGUUUGAAUUGAUACAAGACAAGAAUAACACCGAUAGCAAGGGGAAAGUUCUAUCACUCAUACAUUCAAGGACACUCAAAUUGGAAGAUGGUGUUUGGUGUGUGAGGGUCUCGAAGAACGGAAAAUUCUUAGCUGUUGCGCUCUCAGACUCGACAGUGAAAAUAUUUUUUGUUGAUAGUUUUAAGCUCUUCCUAUCUCUUUACGGUCAUAAACAACCAGUACUAUCAAUGGAUAUCUCAUCGGAUUCUGCGAUUAUAGCUACUGGUUCUUCCGAUCGUAAUGUGAAAAUUUGGGGCAUGGACUACGGUAACUGUCACAAGAGCAUAUUCGCUCACGAUGAUUCCAUUACCGGAUUACAGUUUGUCCCUGGGACCCACUUGUUUUUCACAUGUGGAAAAGACGGAAAAAUAAAGCAAUGGGAUGGAGAUUCUUUCCAGAAAGUUAUAACUCUGCAAGGACAUAUUGGCGAAGCUUAUGGAUUGGCUGUCAGUCCAAAUGGAAAAUUCGUAAUUUCUUGCGGUUCCGACAGAGUGUUACGUCUGUACGAAAAAUCUGAUGAAAUAAUUGAAAUAGGAGAUCAGGAAGAGAUGGAAAGAGAACAGCAAGAGCCCCUAGCCACAGGAAAUGUAACAGUUGUGCCCGGACAUGGUGAACUCAGUUUACCGUCCAAAAAGACAGUUGGCUGCGAAGCAGGGGCAGACAAUAUUUUGGAAGCAUUGCAAGUGUGUGAACAAUACGAGUUAGCACUUGAGGAAUGUCGAGGGAAUGCCAAACCACCUCUACCACCACUUAUGAUGGCCUAUCAGGUGGAAACCAUCGAUGAUUAUCUUAUGAAAGUUAUAAAAAGUAUAAGACCAAGUGAUUUGGAACAAGCACUCCUCCUGCUCCCCUUUGAAGCAGUGUGCAGAAUAAUGAAAUAUUGCCCGAUGUUGCUGGAGAAAGAGCAUGAUUUCGAUGCUAUUAUGACCAUCUUUUCGUUUUUACUGAGGGUUCAUCAUUCCACCAUACUACAGACUGAAGAUUUGUUUGAAACAAUGGAAAAAUUCUCAGAAAUAAGUUUUGUGAAAUCGAAGGAACUGAAGGAUUUGAUUGGUAAUAAUUUAUGCACUCUGAAAUAUAUUCAGAGAAAAUAUGAAGGAACUGAAAUGCUAACGAUAUUCAAGGAUGAUACUAUAAAGAAGCAAAAAAAGAUUACAGACAACAGAAAAAGAGAGAAAAGGAAAUUAAAUAAAUAAAUAAAUAUGUAAAAGAAAUCUAC
This is a messenger RNA of Coccinella septempunctata (seven-spotted ladybird), 3002 nucleotides long. RefSeq names its product WD repeat-containing protein 3. Gene Ontology annotation, cellular component: Pwp2p-containing subcomplex of 90S preribosome; small-subunit processome. Gene Ontology annotation, biological process: maturation of SSU-rRNA. The transcript is spliced from 12 exons. The coding region runs from base 223 to 2979 and encodes 918 amino acids. NCBI's taxonomy places the organism in Eukaryota, Metazoa, Arthropoda, Insecta, Coleoptera, Coccinellidae. The record is from RefSeq and is a predicted model, not a curated record. Gene Ontology annotation, molecular function: snoRNA binding; protein binding.